UGGUAGCAGUGGGUAGAAGAUUAAGAUCACUUCAAUUGUCAGAUAAAUGUUUUUGAUUUGACUGCUGAAACCGAAACCUAAAUUAUUAAUACUGUUGAAAUGGCCUCAGCCUUGGAACUGUUUGUAAACACGGUGAGGAACUCGUCUGCAGAGGGAAGUUAUAGAGAUCUUUGCGAUUACUUGAACAAAUCAAGUGAAUUGCUUCUGAAGAAUGCUACACAUUUGGACAAUGUCUUAGAAACACUUGAUAUCCAACAGCACUCCUUAGCAAUACUUGCAAUAUUAUGUGCAAAAUUUAAUGUGCCAGCUGCCGCUGCACAAAGCAACAGAUAUGCUCAAGCUCAAGAAUUUAUUUUAGGAUGCAAUGGAGAACACAUCAGACUGGCCCCAGAUAUGUUUGCUGAAUUAUGUCAUUCAAUCACACUGUACUUACUGGAACAAAAGCAAGCCAUCCGGGGCAUUAUGCUUUUGAAAAAAGCUAUUAGUAAACUGCAAUAUUAUGACACUCAACUUACAUCAAUUCAUGCAGAUUUUUGCCAAUUGAGUUUGGUAGCAAAAUGCUUUAAGGAGACAUUGAAAGUUCUUGAUAUUGAUAUCACUGGUAUGUGUCAGGAGAACACUCAAAAUGGCCCAUUUGAUGCAAAAUAUUACCUACUCUACUACUACUAUGGUGGCAUGAUAUAUUUAGCUGUUAGAAAUUUGGAGAGGGCUCUAUACUUCUUUGAAGUAUGUAUCACAACACCUGCAUUAGCAGUUUCUCAUAUCAUGAUGGAAGCAUACAGAAAAUAUAUUCUGGUAUCUCUACUUUCCUAUGGGAAAGUUCAAAUGAUUCCAAAAUACACAGCACAAGUUGUUACAAGAUUCAUUAAACCUAUAUCGCAGCCAUACCAUGAUUUGGCUAAUGCCUAUGCAUCUAAUAAAAGUGUAGAAUUAAGUGCAGUUGUUGCCAAAAACGCAGAAGUAUAUACAAGGGAUCGUAAUAUGGGACUUGUAAAUCAAGUGGUUGCAAUGAUGCAUAAAAAGAAUAUCCAGAGGUUAACAAAAACUUUCUUAACAUUGAGCCUUGGGGAUGUGGCUAGUCGUGUUGGUUUGGAAAGCCCAAGUGAUGCUGAGAUUAUUAUCUUACAUAUGAUAGAAGAUGGACAGAUAUAUGCAACUAUAAAUCAGAAAGAUGGAAUGGUUGUUUUCAGGGAUGAGCCUGAAAAGUAUAAGAAGUACAUGAAGCUUGAGGCUCAGCUGAUUUCAUGCAUGGAACUGGAUCGCCAAAUUUUGGCUAUGGAUGAGGAAAUUCAAGUUAAUCCUCAAUAUGUGAAGAAAGUUGCUGGGUUGCAGGAUGAUGAACAAUCUAGUAAAAAUACUUAUGCUAUGUAAAUUUAUUAUCUUUUUCUUAUUGUGUUUCUUUUUAAUAAAUAAAUAUAUAACUUAA
Molecule: messenger RNA, 1426 nt
Organism: Nicrophorus vespilloides
Lineage: Eukaryota; Metazoa; Arthropoda; Insecta; Coleoptera; Silphidae
Gene: CSN3
Product: COP9 signalosome complex subunit 3
Exons: 3
Coding region: 100-1371 (423 amino acids)
Biological process (GO): ubiquitin-dependent protein catabolic process
Cellular component (GO): COP9 signalosome
Source: RefSeq, a predicted model, not a curated record